Messenger RNA from Ostertagia ostertagi, 786 nucleotides. The record is from the annotation of a GenBank genome assembly. Lineage: Eukaryota; Metazoa; Nematoda; Chromadorea; Rhabditida; Trichostrongylidae.
AUGAUUAGAGGGAUAAACCCAAUAUGGCAAGCCCUCGUUGCUGGAUGCUUUACGUGGGGUGUGACGGCGCUUGGAGCAUCCCUAGUGUUCGUUAUGAAGCAUCAGAAUCGAAAGUUACUUGAUCUCAGCUUGGGUUUUGCGGCUGGAGUCAUGACAGCAGCGUCGUUCUGGUCGUUACUCGCUCCGGCUAUUGAAAUUUCGGAGAAGACAAUGGGAUCACUGGCUUUCCUUCCAGUGGCUGUUGGAUUUGCCGUUGGCGCGGCAUUUGUACAUUUCGCUGAUCGGAUGCUGCCCAGUUGUGUGAUGGGCGAUACUGUUGUAAUGGACUACUUGGCGCCGGCAAAAACUGAGACGCAGUUAUCGCUUGUAACCGCCUCCAAUGGAUCUGAGAGCGGAUCGGCCUCUCGGUACGACUCUGUUACCUCCAAAUCUUCAACUUUACGCUGUCGUGGCACUAGAAAUAGGCCUUCUGAAGCUCAAGAGAUCUGUGAAGAGAGUGACUCGGCAGAAACACGUGACAAGGAGACGAUGCGUCGUCUCGAAGAUGAAUAUCGGUCAUCGUGGAGACGUAUCAUGCUUCUUAUUUUGGCUGUCACAGUGCACAACAUACCUGAAGGUCUUGCUGUCGGCGUAGGAUUCGGUUCCAUCGGGAAAACUGAGGCGGCCAAAUUUGAGACAGCGUUCAAUUUGGCAAUUGGUAUCGGACUUCAAAACUUUCCUGAAGGAUUGGCUGUUUCGUUACCAUUGGCAGCUUUUGGUCACUCGAAACUGAAGGUAAGUGUUUAA